AAACAGCUAAAUCAUGUUUUCUUGGAUAUCAUAGGUACCUCAGUCCUUCAGGUGACAGCUACAGAUGCUGAUGACCCCACCUAUGGAAACAGUGCUCGGGUCGUGUACAGUAUUCUUCAGGGACAGCCAUAUUUCUCUGUUGACCCUAAAACAGGAGUCAUCAGGACAGCCUUGCAUAACAUGGACAGAGAAGCCAGAGAACAUUAUUCGGUUGUCAUUCAAGCCAAAGAUAUGGCAGGACAAGUUGGAGGGUUGUCUGGAUCAACCACAGUCAAUAUCACCCUCACCGAUGUCAACGACAAUCCCCCCAGGUUCCCUCAGAGUAUGUAAAGAACAUUAUCAGCUGUAUGUUCCUGAGUCGGCACAAGUUGGUUCUGCAGUAGGCAAGAUCAAGGCUAAUGAUGCGGACAUGGGGUCAAAUGCAGACAUGAAAUACACGGUCAUAAAUGGGGAUGGCUCCGGAGUGUUUUCCAUAUCAACUGACAAAGAAACACGAGAAGGGAUUAUUUCCUUGAAGAAGCCACUGAACUAUGAAAAAAAGAAAUCCUAUACUCUUAAUAUAGAAGGAGCAAAUACCCACCUCGAUUUCCGCUUCUCACACUUAGGACCUUUUAAAGAUGUAACUAUGUUGAAGAUCAUUGUUGGGGACUUGGAUGAGCCUCCAUUGUUCACUUUGCCUUCCUAUGUCAUGGAUGUUUACGAAAACGCCGAAAUUGGGACUGCGGUGGGCACAGUUACAGCGCAAGACCCAGACAGCGCGAACAAUGUAGUAAGAUAUUUCAUUGACCACAACGCAGAAGAAGAUAGGUAUUUCACCAUUGAUGCAAACACUGGGACCAUUAAAACAGCUAAGGUCUUCGACAGAGAAGAAACCCCUUGGUACAACAUAACAGUCACGGCUUCUGAAAUUGAAAGUCCUGGCCUCCUGAGCCAUGUCCCCGUUGGAAUAAAAAUUAUUGACGUCAAUGACAACCCUCCAGAGCUUGCUGAAGACUAUGAUGUAGUUGUCUGUGAGAAUGCAAAGCCGAACCAGGUUAUCCAGACUAUCGGUGCCACGGACAGAGAUGACUUUGCAAAUGGUCAAAGAUUUCACUUUUCUCUGGACAACAGUUUCCCUUUGAAUCCCAACUUUACGCUAAAGGACAAUGAAGAUAACACAGCCAGUAUCCUGACCAGGCGGAGGAGAUUUAGUCGGACGACUCAGGAUGUGUAUUACCUCCCCGUGGUGAUCUCUGACGGAGGGAUCCCUUCUCUCAGCAGUAGCGCCACCCUUGUGAUACAAGUGUGCGCAUGUGAAAGAGAUGGGAGGGUGAGGACCUGUCAUGCAGAGGCAUUCCUCUCCUCUGCAGGAUUGAGUACGGGAGCCUUAAUUGCCAUCCUGCUGUGUGUCAUCAUUCUCCUGGCAAUAGUGGUCCUUUUCAUCACACUAAGACGGAGCAAAAAGGAGCCUCUGAUUAUUUCGGAGGAGGACGUCCGGGAAAAUGUUGUGACCUAUGAUGAUGAAGGAGGAGGUGAGGAAGACACUGAAGCUUUUGACAUCACUGCCCUGCGGAACCCAUCAGCUGCUGAGGAACUGAAGUAUCGGAGGGAUGUGCGGCCUGAAGUCAAACCCACCCCUAAGCAUCCCACUUCAUCCUGUCUUGACAGUAUAGAUGUUCAGGAAUUUAUUAAGCAAAGAUUGGCAGAAGCAGACCUCGAUCCUAGUGUGCCCCCAUAUGAUUCCCUACAGACUUACGCAUAUGAGGGUCAAAGGUCAGAAGCUGGAUCUAUCAGCUCCUUGGAUUCAGCCACUACACAUUCUGACCAGGAUUAUAAUUACCUUGGUGACUGGGGACCAGAGUUUAAGAAGCUAGCUGAACUUUAUGGAGAAAUAGAAUCUGAAAGAACAACUUAAAUUCUCGUUAUCAUUCCUCAAAUACGGAACAUUUUAGUUCCCCAAGCAACUUGGAGACAUAACGACAGCAGUGGUUUAACAGCAAACAAUCUUUAUCUGAAUAUAUUAUAGAAAUGCAGUACUUGGAGCAAACUGAUGUACACAGUUACUGUAGAAACAAGUGCCCUUUUCACAUUUGAAACUGGGUUCUUCAAUUGGAUGGAAAUUUGGAAGAAGAAACAGAAAAAUAUAUGCCCCAAAGGAAAAGAUUGUCCCUUUGUGUAUAUUUUUAAUUGCUCAAUAAAGUCUGUGGUGCAGUAUCAGUAACGAUACCCUAAGUAAACCAAGCAAUGGCCAAUAUUACUUUAAUAUCCCUAAAUAUACCCAGAGCUACAUUGAGUCUAUAGUGAUGCCUACUUGUGAGAAGAACAAAUCUUGUUUGGAUAGUUGAAAUAAUGUGUCUAGCUCUGUUUAUAAGUUUAGAGGGGUUAAGGUAAUGAUGGGGAGAGGUCAUUUGCUUCUGUUGUAAUACAUCCCAGGAAUACUACUUCUUUCAGAAGGGUGUAACGGAAUUGCUCAGUUAAGUGCCAUUUUAGUGUCUGCCCAUACUAACACCCAUCUGAAUUUUAUUUACAUGCCAACAUCUGUUGGGGGUGACACAUUUCAAUGGGCCAAUCCUAAUCUUCCCAUCCAUAGUGAGCUCGUGAACCAAGCAUUCUAUUGAAACAAUCUCAUAAUUCCACCCUCCCACUGCUAGAACUUUGCUGUUACUGAGUGGUAUCGAAGCUGUUGCUUCCAUUUUUAUUGUUAUUUUGCCUGCUAUUUUUAACAGCAUUUCAAAUACAAAAGCAGAUUUUUAAAAAAAUUAAAUUUAACAAUAUAAAAUGUCUUUCUGCCAUGAAGGAGAAGAUGAAAAGGCUUUCUCGGUUUGGUUUGGUUUGGUUUGGUUUUUAAGUCAUUGUUUUAUUAUGUGUUAAGCUAUGCAACAGCUUGGGGUGCCUGGUCUUCAUUGGGAUUGGUGAAUGUAGAUAAGAUAUUGCCAAUCAUAUGAUGCUCUAAAUCCAAAAAAGAAAAUUGUCACUUGAUAAGGUGUUGUCAUAGCCAUUUUCUGUAUAUUCACAGGAUGGCAUAGAGAGCAUUAUCAGGCAAUUCCAAUGUCAGGUUCAGCAUCCAUGGGAAGACUUUGGGUGCAACAAACAACCUGAAGGCAAACGAUGCGAUUCCCAUCUCAGAAGUCAAACGGGUCUGGGUCGUGCAAUGCAAUGGUCCAAAGGGCAGCAGCAGUACAAGACAUGCACAUCACUGGAGUGCAAAGUAGAGCUGUAAAAGUAUCUUAAAAUGUUCUCAAAAUUUAUUGUAAAACAAUAGAACUAUUAUUUACUGUGGCAACACCCAAUAUGUUUGGAGGGACAUGCCCUUAUUUUAUGUCUACUUAUUUAAGUUUGGUAAGUGUAUGUAAGAUUUAUGCUGUUUUGGGUCACUUGUUGAAGAUUGUAUGCAUAUUUUAUAUUACUUCUAGUGUAUUUUCAAUCCAGCUUUAUACAGAUAAAGCUGCUUGGGUCCUUCAAAACAUGUUGGGUAUUCCAUUAAAAAUAAAAAAAAAUAAAAGAUUUAUUCUAUUGUAAUAAACAUUGACAAAGAAAGAUAUAGCUCUUUUGUGCACUAUUGGUGUUGCAAUCUCUUGUUUCUUUGCAACACUGAGGUCACCAGGGACCACUUUCCCAAGUUAACUACCCCAAGCUCAUGAAUAAAAUGGUGACGCACAGCUUUAAUAUUCAAGGUAAACCCGUGAGCAUGGGAAAAUUACCUUAUAAUUUAUUGUGCUACAUAGGAUCCCACACAGAUAAGGCUGGAUCCUACUCAAUGCUUCCUUCUCAUAUAUGUAACUGUUUAUUUCCCUACACAUCUAUGUGCAUUUGCAGGAUCAUUCAAAAAGGCAUCUCCAUGAGGGUCAGAGUUCUUAAAUCCAUUGAUUAAUUUGGGGCCUCUAUAUCAGAAGGGGGUGGUGGUGGAGGGUCUAUUGUUUGAAUAAGGAAACAGAGCCAAGAAAGGAUUGUAUUAGUUAUGAUGGUUUGUUUUAGUAUUUUAGUUUAUACUUCAUUUAGUUAUGAUCUUGUUGCAUAGCUAGAUUUUGUGGCUUUGUUUGUUAGGGAUGCAUUUGUGUGUUUGAGAGAGAGAAAAGCAUCACUCUUGUUUUUGUGACACCAAAUUAAUUUUACAAGUGUGGCAAGGCAAAAGGGAGUACUUAUUUUAUUGCAAGUCAGUUUCACUUAGGCUGCAAUUUUGCAGGAACACAACACAAGUAAUAACUAGAUGGGGAAUGCUAGGUGCUUUUUUUGUUCAGUGGUGAGGUCUUGACGUUAGUAGAGGCUAUUAAUGAAAAUAGCUGUACAAUUUGAUUUCUCACCAGUUCACAUUUAAUAUGUUGGUUUUGCUCCCCACCUUUCUAAUGACAAGGCCCUUAUUACACUCCAAACCAUAGCUGAAAUCCUGAUCUUGCAAAGGAUUGUUGCAAUUGAAUUUCUCCAGAAUCGUGAUCUAGGGUUGGCAAACUAGGUGAGAAACUGCACAGGCACUGAAUUCCCUCAGGAAAGUUUCUUGAGGAGACUUUCUAAUCACCUGCAAGAUAACUAUGUCGUCAUCGCUCCAUCCUACUCCAUGCUUAAGAGUGAGUUGGAAGUCCUCACCCUGGACUACAGAUAUUUCUGGACCCUAAUGUGAUAGCACAGGAACAGGCGAACAGUUUCUGCACUCCAAACACAGAGAUAGAACAUUGCAGUCAAUCUGUAUAAACACCUUGAUUUUGCCACUUCUACCUCUGAAUUAGUGUUUCUUCAGGGGAGUUGACAUUACCUAACCUCACUGUGCUAGAGAUGGACCGUAGUUACUCUCUCGGUACAUUUCUGCUUAUCACUAAUGAAUUACUUCUAUCACUGCUUGUAGCAGUGUACCCCCCAAGCUUCAAAUACUUGAGGUGCACUUCUUUUUGUCAGAAUCAAAACUGAAGGCCCGUCCCUAUGGUGGAAAACAGCCAAAAGCCAUUAUUUUUAGGGUAUUUAAAAAGUAAGAAUUACUCAAUCUUAGGAAAAUCCACUACUUGCAUUUCUGCUAAUUUGAGUAUGUGUCCUAGUUUAAACUG
Podarcis muralis (Common wall lizard) is the source of this 5012-nucleotide messenger RNA. The record is from RefSeq and is a predicted model, not a curated record. Lineage: Eukaryota; Metazoa; Chordata; Lepidosauria; Squamata; Lacertidae.